GUUCAAAGUUUUUGUCGCUAUUUCAACUGGGUUAAGAAGCCCAGUCAAUUAGAUAUGAAUACGAAUUUCCAUAUAUUUAAGGAUAAAAUUAAGCCAAUGUGGGAAGAUCCAGCUAAUGCUAAUGGAGGAAAAUGGGUGAUUUCAAUGAAAAGUCCCCAGUUAUUGGAUCGUUGUUGGAGUUGGCUUGUGUAUGCAUUGGUUGGAGAAGAGUUGGAUGAAAAUGAUGAUAUUUGUGGUGCCGUAAUGUCUCGUAGAGCUCGUGGUGAUAGAAUUGCAGUUUGGGUAAGAGACAAAGAUAAUGUUCCUGUAAUUAAUGGAAUUGGGUAA
Molecule: messenger RNA, 327 nt
Organism: Rhizophagus irregularis DAOM 181602=DAOM 197198
Lineage: Eukaryota; Fungi; Glomeromycota; Glomeromycetes; Glomerales; Glomeraceae
Biological process (GO): translational initiation
Cellular component (GO): eukaryotic translation initiation factor 4F complex
Molecular function (GO): translation initiation factor activity; RNA 7-methylguanosine cap binding
Source: RefSeq, a predicted model, not a curated record